Mastomys coucha (southern multimammate mouse) is the source of this 2334-nucleotide messenger RNA. It is a transcript of the gene Tmem52b, whose product is annotated as transmembrane protein 52B. The record is from RefSeq and is a predicted model, not a curated record. The coding region runs from base 509 to 1069 and encodes 186 amino acids. NCBI's taxonomy places the organism in Eukaryota, Metazoa, Chordata, Mammalia, Rodentia, Muridae. The transcript is spliced from 5 exons.
ACAUGGAGAGGGGGUGGAGAGAGAUUGGCAGAGUGACUUUCAGACUUCAGCAGUCACCCAGGAGCCAAGAGUGUGUAACCAGUUUCCUAAUGAAUACAAGAACAAACCUGGUCACUCACAAUCUGCCUUUGACCUCUUUCAGGUCUAAGUCUCUCAUUAUAGACUGGGGGGAAAAAAUCUAAUUCAGAGGACAAAUGUGUUCUUCUUGAAUACCGUUUUAUUAGGGGCAAAGGACGAAAGAUUAAAUAUACAGGAACGUUUGAUAGCAGAAAGGAAGUGGAGAGGAAUCAAAUGUGGAGACUGUGUGAAGAGAAAUAAGGAGAAGGAAACUAAAAGGGAAGAAGGGAUAGAAACCUUAAAACAUAAAGCCAAUGGGAAUAAGGAGAGGGAGAGUGAUCUAUUGCUGAGAAAAAAAUUCUCUUUAGGAAUUCUGCACUACCAAGCUCCACAUGGCACAGAGGAUGGAAAGGAUACAGCAGAUGCAGCCAGCGUGACCCUUCUGGACCAGAUGUUCAGCCUAAUGACAGCCUGGGCCCAGGUGCUGAUGGCCUCUGGCCUGGUUUAUUUCAUCCAGCUUCCUGGGGCCGGGGGCGAGGAGAACUGUGCUAACCCUGAACAUUGCCUGACUACCGACUGGGUGCAUCUCUGGUAUAUAUGGUUGCUGGUGGUGGUUGGCGUACUGCUUCUCCUGUGUGGCCUGACUUCAGUAUGCUUCCGCUGCUGCCUGAGCCGUCCAGAGAACGGGGAAGAUGGGGCCCCACCGCCUUAUGAAGUGACUGUCAUUGCCUUUGACCAUGACAGCACUCUCCAGAGCACCAUUACAUCUCUUCAGUCUGUAUUUGGCCCUGCAGCUCGGAGAAUCCUGGCCGUGGCUCACGCACACAGCUCCUUGGGCCAGCUGCCCUCCUCGGUGGACACACUCCCAGGCUACGAGGAAGCUCUUGGCAUGAGCCGCUUCACAGUGGCAAGGUGUGGGCAGAAAGCUCCUGAUUUACCCUCCGUCCCAGAGGAAAAGCAGCUGCCUCCCACAGGGAUGGAGUCUCCUGGGACAGAACCCCCAUCACACUGAUUGGGAUGCUGAUGGCAUACCUGAUGUCCAAGGCAUUGUCAGAUAUGGAAAGAUACCCAGAUACAUGAAAUGUUUUCUUUUAUACCACCCAGAAAGGUUCAGGAUGCCAUCUAGACAUUUUUUCUGUGAACAAGGUGGGUCUCACUCUUCAUUCACAACAAUAUGCUUUUUCAGAAACAUUUCUAAUUGAGUUCUAACUCAUUAUCGAAGUUCAAAGUUUGCAACUCACCUUUAGCUAUAUUGAUUACCACCAAAGCAUGGAGCAUUUAGGUGUCUUGAAUUCCUUCAACCAUGGCAUGCAUAUAAAGCUUCUUUAACCCUAUAAUCCUGCAGAUUGCUCUUCCCUCUGCUUGACUGUGGUAAUCUUGAAGGGAAACACACUUUGCGCACAACCACUAACAUCAGUGCACCAAAUCCAUGCAUCUUUCCUUUUCGGGGAACAACCACCAUUAUGCUGAACAACCUUGGUGACCUGGCACACCAUAUAAUUCCCACCUGGACUUGCAGAUUGCACAGCCAGGGGUGCUGAUGUGAGUGGAGAGACUAUACUAUAGUAUGUGCCACAUGUCAAAACCUUUCUAUAAUUUUGACCUUACCCACAAGAGUGAAACAUAUAGAGUACAGAAGUGGUCCUAGCAAGUUUUCAUUGCUUUGUCCUGCAAACACACACACACACACACACACACACACACACACACUUUUUAGGCUCUGAAAGAAAGUAUUUAUUGCUCUGCUUCUUCCCUUCUUGCUCUCAUGUAAAAUCUAGAGUGACUAUCCUGGCUCUUGAGGUGGGUCUUGCUGCCAUCUAGUGGAACAAUACUUGAAAAUUCACUUACUCCGUUGAGGUCAUGUGCACUUUUCCAAUUCUCAGUGCUACCCUAAACCUUAAUCUUCUUCUGGUGGUAUAUACAAUCAAAAGUGAGUGUCAAGCUAUCCUGGUGAUGUAGUACCUUCCACACUACUGUCAUUAGAAACAAAGCAGUGAGAUGUACUCUGGAAAAAAAAACUGCUUAGAGAAGUUAAUAAAAUCUCAUCUGCAAAUUAGACAUCCUUGUGCACAUCCAAGAACACAUAUACCCAAGGCGCAAUUUGUAAAAUAUUCCAUGCAUCACAUGUUAUUCUUCCUGUUGUCAUCUGCUCUUCAGUGACCUGUGGUGACUUCACUGAGAAUUAUGUUCUGGCUUGUCCUUUUGCCCAUCUGCUAUGUUACUGUAAAGCCAUAGCUCAAGUGCCUUUAUUUUAUCAAUAAAAAUGUCUUGAUUGAG